Messenger RNA from Bacillus rossius redtenbacheri, 631 nucleotides. RefSeq names its product lazarillo protein-like. The transcript is spliced from 4 exons. NCBI's taxonomy places the organism in Eukaryota, Metazoa, Arthropoda, Insecta, Phasmatodea, Bacillidae. The record is from RefSeq and is a predicted model, not a curated record. Bases 141 to 497 code for a protein of 118 amino acids.
UCGUGAAUCUCUGUUCUCAGCUGCUGGGCCUGUGGCAUGUCGUCAGGGAGAGGGACUACGACAUUCCGGGCCUGGAGGGCGUGAAGUGCAGCCACAACCUCCUACAGCAGGGAGAGAAUGGUGACAUCAACAGCCUCUACAUGUACUACAACACCACGCGCGGGAGCUACAUGAGCAGCAGGAACACUAUGAAGAGGGAGACACCUGGCAGCACGGACGGAAAGCUUCUGGUGGUAUUGGGCUCCCAGCAACUGCUGGCCAAGUACUACGUGCUCAAGACGGACUACGACAACUAUGCCACGGUGUGGAUGUGCCGGACUAAGCCCGCCGGAGAAGGAGACAUUGAGGUCGCGGUGGUGUUGUCGCGCCAGAGGACACUGAGCGAGCCCCUCCUGACCGAGGCUAACGCUGCACUGCCGCCAGGCCUCACCUACAGGGAUGCCAACCAAUCAGACUGCCCGGAGCACGACCACGAGGGACACGAGCACCACCAAUAGGCGCCCAGCUCCAUCACCACAACUGCAGUGCGGCGAUAAGCAUGGCUGCCGGGAACACGAACGGAAGCUUCUCGUAUUUACUCUCCUUGUAUUACAAAUGUUUACAAAUAAACAUACAUAUUGCUUAACUUUAA